AUGACUGAUGUUAGUGAACAGAACAAUCAUGUAGGAGGCGCAACUGUCGUCGAUAACGAUGGCCUCAUCGAGGGAAACUACGAUGCCGUUGUCCCAUCUUUCGAUGAAAUGAACUUGAAGGAGGAAUUACUUCGUGGUAUUUACGCUUUCGGUUUUGAGAAGCCAUCCGCUAUCCAACAGCGUGCUAUCGUUCCAUGCACUACUGGCCGUGACGUUAUCGCUCAAGCCCAAUCUGGAACUGGUAAAACCGCUACCUUCUCCAUCUCUAUCCUUCAGCGUAUCAACCACGAUGAACCAACAAUCCAAGCUCUUGUUAUGGCUCCCACCCGUGAGUUGGCUCAACAGAUCCAAAAAGUCAUGUGUGCUCUUGGUGAUUACAUGAAAAUUAAAGUUCACCCAUGUAUCGGAGGAACUAGCAUCAGAGAUGAUCAGAGAGCUUUUGAAGACGGAGUUCAUGUUGUUGUUGGAACUCCAGGACGUGUUAAUGACAUGAUCAACAGAGGAAUUCUUAAUACGGAAAAAAUUAAAAUGUUCGUUCUUGAUGAAGCUGAUGAAAUGCUUUCUCGUGGAUUCAAGGAUCAGAUUUACGAAGCAUUCAAAACUAUGCCUCAAGAUGUGCAAGUCGUUCUUCUUUCUGCUACUAUGCCCGCUGAUGUUCUCGAUGUCACUGAAAGAUUUAUGCGUGAUCCCAUCAAGAUUCUAGUAAGGAAGGAAGAGUUGACACUUGAAGGUAUCCGUCAAUUCUACAUUAAUGUCCAAAAGGAUGAGUACAAGUUCGGUACUCUGUGUGAUUUAUACGGAUCUGUUAAUGUUACUCAAGCUGUUAUCUUCUGUAACACAAGAAGAAAGGUCGAGACUCUCAACGAUCAGCUCACUAAGAAACAAUUCACUGUUUCAUGCCUUCACGGAGACAUGGAACAACAAGAGCGUAACGUUAUUAUGAGAGAGUUCCGUUCCGGAUCUUCCAGAGUUCUGAUCACAACCGAUCUUCUUGCUCGUGGUAUUGAUGUCCAACAGGUCUCCUUAGUUAUCAACUAUGAUCUUCCUUCCAAUCGUGAAAAUUACAUUCAUCGUAUCGGUCGUUCUGGUCGUUUCGGUAGAAAAGGAGUUGCCAUCAACUUUGUUACUGAGAACGAUGCUCGUGCUUUGAAAGAAUUAGAAACUUUCUACAAUACUGUUAUUGAGGAAAUGCCAACCAGUAUCAUCGAUCUUCUCUAG
Molecule: messenger RNA, 1218 nt
Organism: Auanema sp. JU1783
Lineage: Eukaryota; Metazoa; Nematoda; Chromadorea; Rhabditida; Rhabditidae
Source: the annotation of a GenBank genome assembly